AUGGAGAGAAAGGUGCGCACCUGCAGAGGCAGGCCUCCCCCUACCGUAGCGAUAGCGGCGACGGCUGCCCCUCCUCAGCACAAGCGGCGCCGCACCAAGGAACGUUCAGAGCAGCUGCCCAGCAUGCCGGUGCUUAUCGAUCAAGAGUCCUUCCAGCCAGAGCCCUCCUCGCCCACGCAUAGGCAUAGGCCUAAGAAAAAGAAGGCCAAGAAGCACUCCAGGCGGGAUAAGUCCGGGACACACCGCCGUCAUAGCCGGCACAGUAAGCCCGAGGAGGAGGAGGAGCAGGAGGAGCGGCAUGACGGGGAGGAGGAACGGAAGGACAUGCUGCAGACGGAGGAGCUGGUGGGCAAUGUCUCCAUUCUGGAGCAGCUGCUAACGGACAAGCCGAGGCAGCAUCGCCGUCAUCGCCGCGAAAAGAAAACACAACCAAAACAGUAUCAUCGUCAUCGCCGUCAAGACGCCCCAUCGUCAACGUCAACGGUCUCCACAUCUACCUCCCCCAGCACCGCCACCAGCCCCACCAGUACGGUGCGACCCCGGCAUUGGUUUGGCCAGAAAAAGCGCAUCCUGGAGCAGUGGCGCAGGGAGCACUCCCAGCAGCAACAGCAGCAAACGAGGGGCGACAGUGAUGGCUAG
Messenger RNA from Drosophila pseudoobscura, 639 nucleotides. Its product is annotated as serine/arginine repetitive matrix protein 4-like. Bases 1 to 639 code for a protein of 212 amino acids. The record is from RefSeq and is a predicted model, not a curated record. The transcript has a single exon. NCBI's taxonomy places the organism in Eukaryota, Metazoa, Arthropoda, Insecta, Diptera, Drosophilidae.